AUGCUUGCACCGAGACUAAUAAGAAGUUGUCUUCUAAUAAGACCAAGAAUUGCAAGUAUCAGCUUACAAUUGGCUCGAUAUCAGUCCAAGAAAACAGAUUUUCCUGAUUUCUCACAGAUCAAUGAUCCCAAAUUGAGAGAAAUCAUUGAAAGUACCAAUUUCGGAACCGAAGCAAAACUAAAGAAAGAGAAAGAAGAAGCCCUUAAGAAAAAGAAGAUUGAAGAAGAAAAAAAGAAAUUGGAACAGGAAAGAGAAGUUCAAAGAAAACGUCAAGAAAAAGAAGAAGAAGAAGAAAGUAAGAAACAAAAGGAAGAAGAGAUCCUGAAUCAUAGAGAUGAAAAAGUAGCUAAAGCGAAUGAGAACUUGGAACUGGAAAUAUAUACAACAGAAUCAGGGAAAUUAAAAGGAGUAGAUAAAGAUACCCAUGAAGCCACAGUGGAAACUGACGAUGAAGAGUAUAAAUUGAGAAUGGAGAAUAAAAUUAUAGCUACGAGUAAAGCAGAUGUUGAUGACAGUGAGAUUCCAAAUUUGGCCAAAGAAAUCAAUGAAACUAUCCAAAAAGAAAUUGGUGGAUUACCUUCUCAGAAGGCUAAACAACAAAGUGAAUUAGCUAAAAGAUUAACCAAAUAUUUGGAUUCAGCUCAUGAUACAAUUCUUACUGCUACACGUGCAUUAAAUGAUGUUACUGGAUAUUCUGCCAUUGAAAAAUUGAAAAAAUCAAUUGAACAACAAGAAGAUGAUUUAAAGCAAGCAAAAGAAAAUGUUAAAAAAUGCAAGAUUGCAUAUGGUGAAGCCAUCCAAAGAAGAUCACAUUCUCAAAGAGAAGUCAAUGAAUUAUUAACUAGAAAACACAACUGGACUCUGAAUGACUUGGAACGAUUUACUGAAUUAUACAGGAAUGAUCAUGAGAACGAAAGAUUAGAAGAAGAUGCAGAAAAAAAGUUAGAUGAAGCUGAAAGUAAAGUUGAUAGUGUUCAGUUAAAAUUAACUCAACUGAUAUUAACAAGAUAUCAUGAAGAACAAAUAUGGUCAGAUAAAAUAAGAAGGUCAUCUACUUGGGGUACAUGGGUAUUGAUGGGUCUAAAUGUUUUACUUUUCAUAGUAGCAACGUUUAUUGUCGAACCUUGGAAAAGAAAGAAGUUGGUUCAUGCAUUUGAAGACAAAGUGAAACAAGUUUUGGUUGGUAUUUCUCAAGAGAAUGAAGCUAUUUUGGAACCAAUAAUUGAAAAAUUAGAACCUACUGAUGGACAAGUUGUAAUACCAGAAGAAACAAAGGAAUUAAACGUGUCUAAAGAUCCAUUAGUCCAACCCCAUGAUUCAGUGUUAAAACCAUUUGAUUUCAAGUUCUUUAGCAAGACAUGGAAUGGUAUAAAGGAGAUGUUUUGGGCAAACUACAAUGCGUUAGUUUCCCCUGAUAUUCAAAAGCUAGAAUUUGAUAAGUAUGAAUUUGAGUUAUUUACCAUUUCACUAAGUGUAAUUGCAUUCAGUAUAGGUAGUGUAAUUACAUACUUCAUUAAAUAG
Messenger RNA from Candida tropicalis MYA-3404, 1521 nucleotides. RefSeq names its product She9p (gene SHE9). Gene Ontology annotation, biological process: inner mitochondrial membrane organization. Gene Ontology annotation, cellular component: mitochondrial inner membrane. The transcript has a single exon. Bases 1 to 1521 code for a protein of 506 amino acids. NCBI's taxonomy places the organism in Eukaryota, Fungi, Ascomycota, Pichiomycetes, Serinales, Debaryomycetaceae. The record is from RefSeq and is a predicted model, not a curated record.